This is a messenger RNA of Cordyceps militaris CM01, 864 nucleotides long. RefSeq names its product peroxisomal D3,D2-enoyl-CoA isomerase. Gene Ontology annotation, cellular component: peroxisomal matrix. The record is from RefSeq and is a predicted model, not a curated record. Lineage: Eukaryota; Fungi; Ascomycota; Sordariomycetes; Hypocreales; Cordycipitaceae. Gene Ontology annotation, biological process: fatty acid beta-oxidation. The transcript has 4 exons. The coding region runs from base 1 to 864 and encodes 287 amino acids.
AUGGUCAAGACGGAUUACAACGACAUUAUUGUCGAGGUCGCAGGACAGUUUAAUCGCCCCGACUACUUGAAUGCUUUCGGUGGCCGACUACUCCCGGAAACAAUCAACGCCUUUCGGGAGCUCAACGAGCAUCCCGAUACCGUAUUUACCGUCCUCACCGGUGCAGGCCGAUUCUUCUCCGCCGGCUGGGACAUUCGAAACAACAGUUUCCCAAGCGGUCCGUUCGAAACCGACGCCGACGCCAAAAUCGCACACGCGACUCACCUUUUCCCUUGCCUUGAACUCAUCCGCACAAUCAUCGACCACGGCAAAAUCUUCGUCCUCGCCUUGAACGGACCGGCGACCGGCGGCGGCGCCGCGUGGUUCCCCGGCCUGGCAGACACCAUCCUCGCCGCCGACUCGUGCCACCUGCACGCGCCGUUUUCGGCGCUCGCGCUCGUGCCCGAGAACGGCUCGAUCCGCACGCUGUCGCACAGCCUGGGCAUCCACCGCGCCAACGACAUGCUCCUCUACGGCAACAAGGUGACGGCGCAGCAGCUGCACGCAUGGGGCACCGUCAGCGAGGUUUACCCGACCGAGGGCUUCCUGUCGCAUGUCGAGGCGUUUCUGGAGCGCCAGCUGCAGCAGAAUGACGGAAAGAGCAUGAUGAUUGCAAAGAGGCUCCAGACGGCGCCGCUGCGGAACGAGAGGCUGCUGGCGGCGUUUGAUGCCAUGGAUGCGCUGCAUGAGAGGCUGGUGGAAGGGGCACCGACGGCGAGAUUUAUCAAGAAGAUUCAGGAACUGCAGGGUAUGUGCGUAAAGGAUGCUGUUUGGACAUGUGCUGACUUGGUGAUAGAGAAGAAAGAAAAAGAAUCGAAGCUGUAA